Molecule: messenger RNA, 1235 nt
Organism: Penicillium subrubescens
Lineage: Eukaryota; Fungi; Ascomycota; Eurotiomycetes; Eurotiales; Aspergillaceae
Product: putative cysteine dioxygenase Cdo1
Exons: 5
Coding region: 259-921 (220 amino acids)
Biological process (GO): L-cysteine catabolic process
Molecular function (GO): ferrous iron binding; cysteine dioxygenase activity
Source: RefSeq, a predicted model, not a curated record
GUCGUUCAAUCUCGUCAUUCCGAAGUUCGGUGGUUAAUCGCAUCUGCGUUACUUUUGUGUGACAUGGUGACGCUGGAAUGAUCGAUUCGCACAUCUUGAUCUCAACCGGGAGAAGUGCAUAAAAGAGCAGCAUUCUUCCCAUUUUACAUCCCGAGUGCAAGUCCGAUAACGGGCCUUCCGGUUUGAGCCUGACGUGUAUGGUUUGAUCCGACUGUCAACAAAGUCAACAAAAUCUGAUACUGGGAUUUCGCUCUCACAAUGCCGUUCAUUCAGAACGAAUUUGGUUCGCCCGUCAACACAGAAAAGUCCGUCGUGGCCUUCGAACAACUCGUCGAGGACCUAAGUGCUGCUCUCGGGCCCAGCUCAGGUCUUGACUCUGAUGAUGUUGAUCCCAUGAAUAUCCAACUUUUGAUGGAGCGAUACAUCUCGAACCAGGAAGAAUGGGGUCCAUAUGCUCUGGGUGAUGCCAGCCGGGGUUAUACCAGAAAUCUCAUCGAUGAGGGGAAUGGCAAGAGCAACUUGUUGAUUCUUGUCUGGAGUCCCGGGAAGAGUAGUGCAAUUCAUGACCAUGCAAAUGCACACUGUGUGAUGAAGAUACUUAAGGGAAAGCUCAGAGAGACCCUCUACUCUUGGCCAGAUAAGAAGAAGAUCGAGCAAGGAGAGACAUCACCACCUCAGAUUACUCGGGAAACCACCUACGAAGAAAACCAGGUGACUUACAUGUCGGACAAGCUUGGUCUUCACAGGAUUUCCAAUCCCGACCCAGACGACUUUGCCAUUUCACUGCAUCUCUACACACCCCCUAAUGCUGCCAAUUACGGUUUCUGUCUCUUUGACGAGAAAACUGGCAAGUCUAUUCACAUCAAACAAACAAACUUUUACUCUGUCCGUGGCAAACGGCUCAACGACGGACAUGAGUAAGAUACAGUCCCGUUUACCAAGAUGGGCAGAACUCCCUUGUGAACAGAGAAGGUCUGAAGAUUGUGUCUCUCCACUCCUACCACUUCCCCUCGGAUAUCCUUACAUUUGCUUUUGCCAUUGUCCUAGACAGCGUCCUUGGUGGAGAGCUUCUGGCACGCUCAAUGUUUUGAGCGUCUUCCCUAGAUCAUCAUGGGGUUCGAUUCUGCGAUUGUACAUGGCCCCCUUUCCUGUCAUUUGUGGAUUCCACAUCCUUAGUGAACCGCACAUCAGCAUAGCCAUUAUUAAUGAUUGAAUGACAAUUAUCCAUUGAUCAA